AUGUUUCUUAUAUAUUCUAUAUACUCUGUAUUUUUUAUAUUAUUUUUGGAUAAAACUAAUGUAAAUGGUUUAGAACCCAAUAACAUAGUCAUCAUAAUAUUAGAUCAAAAAGAAGGUUACCAUGCAGCACAUGCUGAAAUGUUAAAAAACAGUAUUUUUGAACAAGCAAAUGCUCUUGAUAAGGAAUCUUCUAAAAUUAUUUUAUCUCAUGAAUUGAAUAUUAAUGGAUCUUGGACAAUAAUACCACUUUUGCAUUAUUUAUCAGAUACAUAUCCAACUUCAAAAUGGUUUUUCUUCUGUCUAGAGAAUACUGUAAUUAGAUUGAAUAAAUUGUUAAAUAUUCUAUCCAAGUUCAAAGAAGAUAAAAAUUUAUGGAUUGGUCAUGCAUUAUAUGAUCACGAACCAACUAUUAUACAUCAUUUUGCAGAGCAUAAUAAAAAAUUUAAAUAUCCACAUAUAGCUUCAGGUUUUGCAAUAACAUCAGCUUUAUUAACAAGCUUAGUACAUAAAAUUACUAAAGGUGAGAGACCUAAAGAUGAUUUCUCAAUUGAUACAUCAUAUGAAUUUGCAUCUUUUGUUUCAAAAGUUAAUAAAAAGUUACAAUUAACACACGUACCUGAAAUAUGUAUCAUAUCGAAUUCUGAUUGUGCUACAUACCCAAGAUUUUUUCAUCCAUGUGGUUCAUCUGUAACUGUUGAAAAUGUAUAUUUUGCUGUUAAAACUUGUGCAAAAUUUCAUGUUGAGCGGAUUUCUGUAAUUAAAAGAACAUGGGCAAAAUAUGUAACAAAUAUUGGUUAUUUUAGUGAUACUGCUGAUAAAUACCUACCUGAUGCUUACAUUGUACCAAAUACAACACAAGGACAUUGUGCAAAAACAUACAGUAUUUUGGAAAAAGCAGAUAAAAUAUUAAAAUUAAAAGAUUUACAUUGGUUAAUAAUCAGUGAUGAUGACACAAUUUUUAGCGUGGCACGUUUGUUACACUUAUUAACAUGCUAUAAUUCAAAUAAUCCACUUGCUAUUGGAGAACGUUAUGGUUUCCAAUUGUGGGACAAUUAUGGAUAUGAAUACUUAACGGGUGGAGCUGGUGUUGCUUUAUCUGCACCUUUGGUCCAUGAAAUGAUAAAAUCGGGUAGAUGUAAUUGCCCAUCAUCUACAACUCCAGAUGAUAUGUAUCUGUUUGGUAUAUGUCUAGCACAUGUUGGAGUGCAACCUAUACAUUCACCAAUGUUUCACCAAGCACGUCCUUCAGAUUAUGCAACUGCAUAUCUUGCUUCACAAGAUCCUAUAUCAUUCCAUAAAUUUUGGCUGAUCGAGCCCCAAAUGGUUUAUGAUGAAUGGUUUGCAGAAGCAGACAAAUCUUUAAUCACAGUUAAAAAACAUAUGGAAUUAUAA
This is a messenger RNA of Eufriesea mexicana, 1392 nucleotides long. Its product is annotated as beta-1,3-glucosyltransferase. The transcript is spliced from 9 exons. Bases 1 to 1392 code for a protein of 463 amino acids. The record is from RefSeq and is a predicted model, not a curated record. Gene Ontology annotation, cellular component: membrane. Gene Ontology annotation, molecular function: glycosyltransferase activity. Lineage: Eukaryota; Metazoa; Arthropoda; Insecta; Hymenoptera; Apidae.